This is a messenger RNA of Ostertagia ostertagi, 492 nucleotides long. Lineage: Eukaryota; Metazoa; Nematoda; Chromadorea; Rhabditida; Trichostrongylidae. The record is from the annotation of a GenBank genome assembly.
AUGACGGUGGAUGCGUACUGCCAGUCUAUCAGUGUGUUCGAUUCGAUUUUAGCUAUUAGAAGCGCUCUAAAUUAUUCUGUGGCCUACCCAAAUAGUGAGCUUUUCGUCAUCACCACCGCUACUCCCAGCGAUGAAGCAAAUCGCCACGGAGCAGUCGAGCUUAUCAGUGACAUGCAUGUCCAUGUCAACUACAUCUAUGUGUCGACGAAAAUGUGCGCACCUCACGACUCAGUGAUGGCUGCAGUUGCCGCUACAGCCUACUCAUCCGGUGGAAGCUUGGCGAUCACUGAUCGCACAAACGUUCAGGAGUACCUGGCCGCCUUCCUUCCAACUCUCUACGGCAUCUCAACGAUCGCCAAUCCUACAUAUCCUGCCCAAUUCAAGUGUGCCGGUCACUCAGAUUUGUAUGUGCAAGUUGGCGAAGAUACUACCUCAAUUUUUGUCGCUGCCACAUCUCGAUAUGGAUCGAUUGGAGUGGUCAAUCCGUUGAAG